UUUUGGGAAGCGUUUCGGUUGCAGUUAAAACAGAAUAAAAACUUGCAUUCAGUGAUGCCAUCUCUCUUCCGCACGUUGCUAUUGGCUGUUGCCUCGAUUGGAAUAACGCAAACGCGCCAUGUGAACGCCACAGAAUUGGUAAAGCCUCGAGUGACGUCAUUAAUGUCAACGGGGGUUGCUCGCAAUGAAAGCAUCUAUAAUUACAACAAUUCCACCAGCCUUGCCGAAGAGGGCGCAAACGCCGUUUCAUCGCAGCAGCAGGCAGCACUUGCGGUUACAAGGCAAGAGUAUUUGAGCCUUGAGGACCACGGCAACGACGAAACUUCCACUGUCUACAUCAAUUCACCGACGAGUGUAGUUCAGGACUGGAGUUUGGUGUGUCAGCAGCUCUGCGGAGCUGGCCUAGGUGGCGCGCCAUGCGCUUCCUACUGCCACAGCAGCGAGACGCCGUCGCUCCUACCAGCAUUUGAUGCCAGCAAAGAAGAGAUUUGUGAGGAUCUUUGUAGGCUGCAGCUGGGUGACGUUAGUUGCAGCUGCUCGGCUGAUGGGGCGUCACAAACGGCUUCCGAAAACAAUUGGGGCGAUGAUGUGUGCAGCAGCUUUUGUGACCAUAGCGCGGCGACAUUGGAUGGCUGUAGCCCCUGCAUGGACGAUAAGGAAGUAACAUUUCAAAAAGCUGUGGUCGUAACUACAACGCCAGACUGGACAAAGUUGUGUGCCGCUCUCUGUAAAACUGGCGAUGGCGGGUCUUUGUGCAAUUGUGAUUUGGUGCCAUUUCUUUAUAGGAUCUAGCAGAGCGACGAAUUGGCAUGCAACAUUCACCAUGGAAAUACCAACAAACAGGACUCGGGCUCAAAUCGAUAGGUCAUUGGUCUAAAAUUUCCUGAAAUUGUACCUGGGACGUGAAAUGUUGCUAACUUUUUUCCAACUCUGUGCGAUCUCUUAAUUAAAAUUUAUUUCGACGUCGACAACAACUGUUUCAACUUAUUGGUAUAUAAAAUGUUUACUGGCUUGACAUACACACAGCCAUGCGUAGCCAUAAUGACCACUAAACUAUAUUACAUUAAUGAAAGCAUCCAUAUUUGAGUUUAUGUUCUAUUUUUAUGAAAAUAUUAAUUGUCUUUAACUUUAAUAAAUUAAAAGGCGCUUUGUUGUUCACUUAAGUGGCUCAGCGUCAGCCUUUUUGUUCUGUUUCGCUUUUGCACUAAAGUACGGCUAUGAGGAGAGGCAUUGAGAGUAAGGAGAAAAGAAAUGCAAAAAUAAAUAAAAAGUGAAAAAAAAACCAAAACUAAUCCCUAUGCGAAUCAAUUAAUUUGUAAUUAAUUUGAAUUAUAGUUAAAGAAAAAGAAACAGAAGAAACAGCGUUAAAAUGACGAAGAAUCAUUACAAAAACAAUUAUAGGCAUAAUGAUACAGUAAAUAGCAAAUGCACUUACGCAGAGAUGUAGGCGAAUAUAUACAUAUAUAAACACAUGCAUACCUAUGUAUACAUCUAAAAAAGCUUAAGUGUAACUACAUGCAAUUCAUGCAUAAAUAUUCCAUAUACAUACACAUACAGUUGCUUGCACAUAUAUUGUACAAGCACAUACAUAUACUCAAUAGUUAUCAGCUUUCUGUUCAAGUUCGUGUUGCACAAUUUUCGAAGGAAAUUACCGAAGAAAAUAAGAACAACAAAAUCACCAAAGGGCUUCCAGGAUGCCAGCAUGGAACUUGCGACUUAUGCUACGCGUAAGUGGAAGACAAUGUCCAGCUGGCAUACAAAUCUCAGAGUGUAGAAUAAAAGUAGGUUAAAAAAAAUGUUAAAAGCGCAGCAAUUCGAGAUUUUGUGCAACGGUUAGAAAACAAUUCAUUAUUCGGUUUUUUUCGCCUGUGUUUAAUGGAAAAGGUUUUUUUUUUAUUAUAUUUUUGUGUUUAAAAAAGUGGCGGAACAAUUCAAUUUGGCCCGUUAUAAUAAUUUGGCCUAAAAUAAAAAAAAUAAGGUGUUAUGUCCAAGGAUUAUUUUCAAAAUUUGCUCACUUAAUUGAAUACAAACUAUUGCCCGCGUUAUAACGAAAUUCUGCACCCAAAAUAAAUCUGAAAAAAGUAAUAAACGAAAAAUAGGUCUAUUAUUUUAGUUAACAAAUUGAACUAAGCAUAAAAACGAUGAAUAUAAACUUUUUUGUAGUAAUAUUAAGAGACUUUGGAAGAUAAACAUACAUAUAAAUAGAAAUUUAAAGAAAAAACCCAGAAAAACGUUUUGGAAGACAUUUUUCAUUUCUGCGAAAAGUAAACUUUUCGAAAAGUCCGUGCAUUUGAAACCAUGACGGGAUUUUAACUUUUGGAAGACAAAGCUGUACACUUUAAAUAUAAUAUUUGAGUAAAUGACCCAUGCAAAUGUAAAAGUUAUAUAUUAAUACACUUAUAUAUAUAUAUAUAAAUACAUAUGUAUAUGUACAUGCCUAUAAAAGAAAUGGUAAAUAUUCAAAAAAUACUUAAGGGGGAUUACACAAAAUAUUACCUUUACUUAGCCAAAUUAUUCAAAAUAUUAAACAAAUACGUAUAUGAAUGUAAUAAUACACACACAAAUAUGCACAGUUAAUGUAUGUGUUUAGGCCGAAAUUAAAGUUAUUAUUUAAUUUUGGUGAUAGCUCCAACCAAUAGGCACAGCUUUCCAAAUACUGCAAUCACAUCCGCGGUUAGAAGGGGCAGGUGUGCCAUUUUGGCUGAAAUCCACGCUGUGACUGACAAUAAAGGCAAAUUCUUCGGGCACAACAGACUCCAGUGGCUAGCUAAAGUCCGGAGCUGUUUCCGAGAAUUUCCAUCACAACAUAGCGCUAAGUAAAAUAUAAAUACAUACGUAUAUAACAACAACAAUCGCAUAAAUUCAAUUAAUAAAUGUUAGUUGGGUGAAACUACAUAUAUGAGUAAAAUAAAUGCACAUCUAUGAAUGUAAUAAGUUUGUAUAAAUUAUAUAAAUAGCACACAAAGGGCAAAACCAGCAGAAGACAUAAUGUAAAAUAGAAAAAAAAAAAAAUACAAAUACAAAUAGAAAAUAGUCGUUUUCGGUUUUUCA
Messenger RNA from Anastrepha ludens (Mexican fruit fly), 3051 nucleotides. RefSeq lists its product as uncharacterized. The transcript is spliced from 4 exons. NCBI's taxonomy places the organism in Eukaryota, Metazoa, Arthropoda, Insecta, Diptera, Tephritidae. Bases 55 to 792 code for a protein of 245 amino acids. The record is from RefSeq and is a predicted model, not a curated record.